CGCUGUUGGUUUCUCAUACAUGAGAGUGGGUUGCGGGAGGAGACAGGGGCAGGAACUGAAGCGGUAUAAUGCGCAUUGGGCUGAGGUCUGGAUUCAUCUACAAACUCAGAGGACGGCAAAUUAAGGAAGCUGCCCUACUAACGCCGGAAGAAGUCUUGUGGAAAGAGCUGAAAACAUCACUUCAGAAGGAAUUGCGAAGCUUGUCUCAGCUGGCCGGACAGGUCCUCCCUGAGAGGUGUUGCCACAAACGAUGGCGCUGAGGGCGAAGGCUUUGUACGACUUCGAUUCCGAGAACCCGGGGGAGAUCUCCGUGAAGAAAAACGAAGACCUGACUUUACACAAUGAACGAGACAUAGAGGGCUGGUUUGAAGGUACGAACGCCAGAGGGGAACGGGGACUGUUCCCCGCUUCUUAUGUGAAGAUCCUGAAGACCAGCGCUGGUUCCGACAAUCUGGGGGUGGCACACGGCGGUUUCGCAGCGGGAAGCUGCGGAGCUUCAUCUACCAGCCAGACUCCAGUCGAUCAGUCCGCCAAAACCACGGCACCCAAAUCACCUGCUCAUCUCACCUCAUCUCAUCAAAAGUAUCAAUCCAGCGACGACGACGACUGGGAUGAUGACUGGGAUGAGAGUUCAGGCGGCAGAGGCGCUCCCGGUGUCGGAAGACACAGCGACGGCAAUGGACCCUCAAUAUACAGUUUAUCAACUUCAGCGGGCCGGGGUCCAAAUGCCCAGCAAGCCAGGGGAUCGGGAACAGUAAGCAGGAACCUCAACAGGUUCACAACCUUUGUGAAAUCUGGUGGGGAAGCGUUUGUGCUGGGAGAGGCGUCGGGUUUUGUAAAGGAUGGGGACAAGAUCUGUGUCGUAAUGGGACAGUACGGUCCAGAAUGGCAGGAGAACCCUUACCCGUUUACCUGCGCUAUUGAUGAUCCAACCAAGCAAACAAAAUUCAAGGGGAUUAAGAGUUAUAUCUCAUACAAGCUUACACCUACCAACACGCAGAACCCAGUUUACAGGAGGUACAAACACUUUGACUGGCUUUAUGCCAGGUUAGUGGAAAAAUUCCCAGUUAUCUCUGUCCCUCAUAUUCCCGAGAAACAAGCCACGGGGAGAUUUGAAGAGGAUUUUAUUUCUAAAAGGAGAAAAGGACUUGUAUGGUGGAUGAACCAUAUGACUAGUCACCCCAUAUUGUCCAAAUGCGACGUCUUCCAGCACUUUCUCACUUGUGACAGCUCCGAUGAAAAGGCUUGGAAGCAGGGCAAAAGGAAAGCGGAGAAGGACGAGCUGGUGGGAGCCAGUUUCUUCCUAACGAUCAGCACCCCCACAGCCCCACUCGACCUGCAAGAGGUGGAGGGGAAAAUUGAGGGCUUCAAGGCUUUUACGAAAAAGAUGGACGAAAGUCUGCUGCACGUCAACGGUGCGAUUAAUGAAUUUGCGAGGAAGCAUGUGACGGGUUUCAAGAAGGAGUACCUGAGAGUAGGACAGUCGUUCAAAUCCCUUGCCCAGGCUUUUGAAAUCGACCAGCAGCCCUUCUCUGCUGGCUUAAACCACGCCAUCGCUUACACUGCCGAGACCUACGAGGCCAUCGGAGAUUAUUUUGCCGAGCAACCGAAACACGACCUCGACCCCAUAAUUGAUUUGAUAACCGUCUACCAGGGACACCUGUCGAACUAUCCAGACAUCAUCCACGUUCAGAAAGGAGCUCUGACCAAGGUGAAGGAGAGCCAGAAGCACAUUGAGGACAGCAAGAUGGACCGCUCACCCCUGGAGGGAAUCAAUGAGCGCUGCAACAUCAUCUCCUUCGCCACGCUCGCCGAGAUCCACCACUUCCACCAGAUCCGUGUCCGCGACUUCAAGGAUCAGAUGCAGCACUACCUGCAGCAGCAGAUCUCCUUCUUCCAGAAGGUUACUGGCAGGCUACAAGAGACCCUGCAGAAGUUUGACACGGCUUAGGGCUGGAGCAGAAGACGACAGAAACAGGUGGGAUCGGGAAUCUCUGCUUUAGUGAUGCGACAGAGACAGGAAAGGCUCCUCCCCUCCUGCCAAGAUUAUCCUUCUGUUUUAUGGCCUGAGAAACUCUUUGGCGACUGUUGAUGACUGUUGGAUGAUGACUUCUGAGAUCUCCCUGAGCCACAGAUGGAACAUCUGUAGUGCUGUCCAGAUGCCGUGUGUAUUUUGAACAGAACGGCACUGUCUGCUGGAUCCUGUCUGACCGAAUCACUGCACCACUGAUCACGGUGGAUUAUUGUGUGAACAUUAUUUUGCCAAUUACUGAAUUUUACCAAAGUAACUACAGAGAGAAUAACAAGUUUCUUGUAUGUUUAGUAACACUGCAUCUUCUGAAGAUCCCUAAAGCCUCGUGUCAUUGGCUUGGAUAUGAAAUACAGUGGAAGGUUAUUUAAAACUGAUCACUGUGGCUUCCUCACCAUAGACCAGCUCCUUCACCAGCUCAGAUGAAGUGUUUACAGUUUCACAACAGACCAGUGAUGACCAUGUGUGCCUCUUUCUCUGUCCAAAAUAAGUUUCCACUUUGCAGAUUAAAUUUUGCCAUUUGAGGACUCAGUGUCCCAUUUCCUGGAUGAAGGCGGCUUGUUUUUAGAAUGAACUGCCUGGAAAGCACCGCACUGAUGUCAUGCACCAGUCCAGCAGGACUCACAUUCCAGGGUGGGCCAAGCAGCCCGGCCUUAACUCUUUAUGAUUCCAAGGCUUGAACCAGGGACAGGGUCUGGGGCAGAGGAACGCAGGACUUGUUGAGGAAGGGGAAACGCUGAGCCCACUCCCCCCCCCCCCCCCCCAGUAAGACAUUAACAUGUCAGGGCACCCCUGCUGUGAAGACAUGAUUUAGAAGAUAGAAAUCUUAUAGUCAGAAAUGCCAGCUUCCCUUGAAUGCAGCUGAAACCAAUUUCAACUUUUACAUAACUGGGUGGUGCUCUAAAAACAGCUAAUACGAUGUCACUGCUUUGCUAAUGCUGCAGUCCGGAGAGACUGCAGGCCGUGGGGAGAUGUGCCAGUGUUUCUGAGUGAAGCAGACUGGGCAAUGCUUAAGAUAACCCCCUGAGACAUGGCAUGGAGGAACCAAAAGUGUAUGACUCUGAAUGAGAGAGCAACGUGCUGGCAAGAAGGGUCGGUUUUUUCCGUUUUUUUUUUUUUUUUUUUUUAAUUUAGCUCAACCCCUUUGAAGGCCUCUCAGCUCUUUGUACACAGAUUUUCUAUUCAUAAAAAAACUUCUGGACCACUGGACAAUGGCGCCUGGUGUAAAAGAAAUGAUCAUUGUUGGCUUAUGAUUCUGAUUUCACUGAAAAUGUUUUGUAAGCAUGAAAACGUCUUUCAGUCACUGGCUAUAAAGAGACUCUGCUUUACCUGAA
Messenger RNA from Brienomyrus brachyistius, 3363 nucleotides. Its product is annotated as sorting nexin-18-like. The record is from RefSeq and is a predicted model, not a curated record. Gene Ontology annotation, molecular function: protein binding; phosphatidylinositol binding. The coding region runs from base 251 to 1951 and encodes 566 amino acids. Gene Ontology annotation, cellular component: plasma membrane; cytoplasmic vesicle. Gene Ontology annotation, biological process: plasma membrane tubulation; cleavage furrow formation; protein transport. Lineage: Eukaryota; Metazoa; Chordata; Actinopteri; Osteoglossiformes; Mormyridae. The transcript is spliced from 2 exons.